This is a messenger RNA of Necator americanus (New World hookworm), 1770 nucleotides long. RefSeq lists its product as uncharacterized. Lineage: Eukaryota; Metazoa; Nematoda; Chromadorea; Rhabditida; Ancylostomatidae. Gene Ontology annotation, molecular function: protein binding. The record is from RefSeq and is a predicted model, not a curated record. The coding region runs from base 1 to 1770 and encodes 589 amino acids. The transcript has 16 exons.
AUGUCCACGGACUCGAAGGUUUCCGGUUUGCGAUUCACAUUAUGUACAGAAGACGAUGACGACAUUAUUUGUAUAGAUCAGAAGCAGUCACUCUUUGCACAGGCUUUUGCUGCUUUAAACGAGUUACGUUGCAAUGGACAACUUUGUGACAUUGUUCUAGUCGUGGAGGGACGGAAAAUCAGCGCACAUAGGGUAGUCUUAGCUGCUUCUAUACCAUACUUUCGAGUGAUGUUUACCACUGAGAUGCUAGAAGCGAAUCAGACAGAGAUUGUUCUACAAGAUCUUGACUACGAUACUUUGGAACAACUGGUUUCAUUCGCUUAUUGCGGAGAACUUCGAAUAUCUGCCGGGAAUGUCCAAUCAGUUAUGAUUGGAGCUAAUUUUCUUCAGCUAGACGGCGUUGCGGAAAAAUGUGCUGAAUACCUGCAAACACGAUUGCACACUUCGAAUGUUUUGGCAAUGCGGGCUUUCUGUUCUGCACUAGGGUGCAGAGCUGUUGUCGCUGCGGCGGAUCGUUUUGUACAGAAGCAUUUCAUGUCUGUAAGCCGCUGUGAUGAAUUUCUGCAACUUACCGUAGAUGACGUAGUUGAGUUGUUGUGCAUGGAUGGACUGUACGUGGAAUCCGAGGAAGCAGUGUUUGAAGCAGCUUUUCGAUGGAUUCAACAUGACCGGGAAAAGAGGAGGAAGUACGCAUCGAGACUUCUUGCAUGUGUACGUCUUCCGCUCCUCAAGCCAUCAUUUUUGGCGGAUGAAGUAGCAAGUCAUCAGCUGAUACGAGGAGAUCUUGCCUGUAGAGAUUUGGUUGAUGAAGCUAAGGACUAUCACCUUAUCCCUGAACGAAGACCAUACCUGCGAUCCUUUCGGACAAAGGCUCGAUGUUGUAAUGAUGUCCCCGGUUUGAUGUUUGCUAUAGGCGGAUUGUCAACCGGUGGCGAUUCACUUUCCACUGUAGAAAUGUAUGAUCCACUUACGAGAAGAUGGACUCCUGUCAAAUCGAUGACAAGUUUUCGUUCCAGGGUUGGCAUAGCAGUGCAUGAUCGUAAAAUAUAUGCUAUUGGUGGCUUCAAUGGACAUGAUCGGUUAAAGAUAGUGGAAUCUUAUGACUAUAACAAGAACGAAUGGACUCCGGUUGCUUCCUUGGCAAAAAAGCGGUCAGCGUUGGCAGCAGCCUUUUUUAAUGGAAAGCUCUAUGUUUGUGGAGGUUACGAUGGGAUUACAAGUCUGGCUACAGUGGAGGUUUACUGCCCGGAGAAAAACACUUGGGAGUUGGGAGAAUCGAUGACCAAACAGCGGAGUGCAGCCGGAGUAGCUGUGCUUGAUGGAUAUCUCUAUGUGAUGGGUGGUCAUGAUGGAAUGUCUAUUUUUUCGUCAGUGGAACGGUUUUCGCCCGAAAAAGGUCAAUGGGAGGCAGUCCCUUCUAUGUUGUCAAAACGUUGUCGACUGGGUGCGACGACCUUAAAUGGCAAAAUAUACGUCUGCGGAGGUUACGAUGGAGCACAAUUUCUGAACAGCGUCGAAUGUUUUGAUCCCACAACAAUGCGCUGGUCACCUGUGACUCCAAUGAAUAUUAAGCGAAGCCGAGUAUCUUUAGUAGCAAAUGCUAAUGCUAUAUACGCCAUAGCUGGAUACGAUGGUAUGUCAAAUCUUUCAUCGAUGGAGGUUUAUCGAGAGGAGACAGACCAAUGGGAAUUGGCCACACCUCUUGGAUCCCACGAAGGUGGCGUUGGUGUUGGAGUGAUCCCAAUCCCACCGAAUAUGCUUUCUGGUUAG